This is a messenger RNA of Momordica charantia (bitter melon), 3879 nucleotides long. It is a transcript of the gene LHW, whose product is annotated as transcription factor-like protein. The record is from RefSeq and is a predicted model, not a curated record. Gene Ontology annotation, biological process: regulation of DNA-templated transcription. Gene Ontology annotation, molecular function: DNA-binding transcription factor activity; protein dimerization activity. NCBI's taxonomy places the organism in Eukaryota, Viridiplantae, Streptophyta, Magnoliopsida, Cucurbitales, Cucurbitaceae.
GACCUGCUGCGCUUUUCUCACAGAGUGAUUACGAGAGAAAUUUUUUGCAGAGCCGAAGUGAAAGAGAAAGAAAGGGAAGAACCAAAAACAAAGAAACCCAUUUUCAAUCUCAUCUCAGUGAACAAACCUCCGAUUCAGAAACCAGCUCCACUUCCGUCGUCUUCUCGGAGUUUGAUUUCUGUUUUUUCCCCUUCUGAGGCUCAGAAAUGGAGCAGAUCAUGGCUGUGUACAAGAUUCAGACCUGUGGGAUAGUGUAGGUGUUUUGGGGUUGAGCGAUUUUUCGCUGUUCCUGCUCCGCUAAACACUACUCCCACUUCUUCCCCCUUUCGUUUCUUUUUUCAGCUUUCGGCUCGCCGGAGCAUGGCUUGCCGGAGAAAAAUCGUCGGAAAUCUUGACCCACAGAGGAAGAGGAGCGGUGGUUUGAGAACGAAGCAGGCGGGGAGAGGAUCGUGCCGCGGAAGUUAGAAAUUGGAAUGGAGAAAUCCGAAAAAGCUUGGGAAAUGUACUGUCUCUCCGGCGCUUGAGCAUUUUCCAAUUCUUGUUCUCUACUGUAUCCUGUCGGAUUUGGAAAAGUAUUCUCGUUUCAGAAACAAAAGAAAAACAUUGGGUUCGAGCUCUCCAGCCAUGGGUUUUUUGCUAAAAGAGAUUCUCAAGGCUCUGUGCGGUUCGAAUCAGUGGUCUUAUGCUGUGUUCUGGAAGAUCGGCUGCCAAAAUUCCAAGCUCCUGAUUUGGGAAGAAUACCAUUGCCAACUCUUGCCCAGCUUCGAGUUUUCUGGAAGUGGGAGUUCCAAAUUACCCCUUGGGGAGUUCGAAGGAUGUUGGGGGUAUUCCCAAAAUUCCUCCACGAAGCAGGCGAAUCAUAUGGAGGACAAACUUUAUUCGCUAAUUAACAGAAUGAUGUUGAAUAAACAGAUUAGUCUAGUAGGUGAAGGGAUUGUUGGGCGAGCUGCAUUUACAGGAAACCAUCAUUGGAUUCUGUCAACCAAUUACUCCAGGGAUGCCUAUCCAACAGAGGUUCUUAAUGAGUUGCAUCAACAAUUUUUUGCUGGCAUGCAGACUGUUGCAGUUAUUCCUGUUCUUCCUCAUGGAGUUGUACAACUAGGCUCAUCCUUUCCUAUCAUGGAAAACUUGAUGUUCGUGAACAAUGUAAGGAGUUUGAUACUGCAGUUAGGGUCUGUACCUGGUGCUCUUCUAUCUGAGAAUUAUGAUGGAAAAGACCCAGUUGAGAAAAUAGGCGUGCCUGUGGCUUUGGGAAUGGCUGGACUUACAGACCCUUAUCGAAAUUGCAACAUGAUAAAACCGUCAUUGAUGGAUGACAAUUGCAACCGGCAAGAAAAUUCAUUGCUAGCUUCUAGGCCUGGUCAGCAAUCUAAUUAUGGGUUCAGAGAGGUUCAGUUGAAUCAUCUUGCUGCGUCUUCAACAUCUCAAAAUUCGCAAUUGACCCAAGCUUCGGUGAUGCCUUGUAAUAGUCUUGGUCAACCAAAAGUUACUCAACUGAUGAAGCCAAAUCUCCCUCCAAGAGACAAUUUGGAGUAUGGACGCGUUAGAGCAGAAGUGAUUCUCCCAAAUUCCGAGGCACGGUUUCAUCAGCAGUCUUCUAGUUCUUUUUACAACUCCCAAUCUGGCGUCUUUCCAUCAAGUGCUGUUCAUGGCAGCCUGAAAUUAGUUGGAAAUCAGAAUUUUGCUGCUGCUAGUGCUCAGCAAGAUGCUUAUAACUGUUUAAAUCCAUCAAAUAGUUGUAACCUGUCUCAAUUGGUGGCACAUGGUGUAAGAACCAUCGAUAUUGAAAAGAGUUCUAUGACCACUCCAUUAGUUGAAAGUAGACAAUCAAAGGAAAGGAAAAGUAGCAGUUUAAAACCAUUUUCUGUUCCGGUCUCUCUUUCUAAUGACUGCAUAGCAACUGACAAAAGUGUUUACGGAGGCGAGCAGGGUGGAAUGGAGGUACAAAACGUGCUCGAGUCCAAGGCAGAAGAGAGUUCUUUAUCUGGUGGGGUAGAUUGCUCGGUUACAACAGGUCAACUGAUACUAGAGAACUCCAGUGGAAAAGAAAGUUUGGCAGCCAUGAAGUGUCCUCAAAUGAAGCUAGCUCCAUCAGUUUCAGAGUCAAAUCGAGAUAAUGAUUUAUUUGAAGCCCUUAAUACUACCUGGACUCAACUGGAGAGUGCCAUGUCCUUGAAUGACUACAUGCCUGGUCUUGCCAAUGAUUACCUGAACCAUUUUUGUGGAUUUGAGAGCCCGAAACUACCACACAUAAAAAAUGAACCAACACGUGCUCUACCUUCUACGGGGGAUGACUUGUUUGAUAUUCUAGGUGUGGAGUACAAAAAUAAACUACUCACUCGCAACUGGAAUAGUUUAUCUGAGAAUGCACAAACUGAAGACAGGCAGAAUUCUGGUGUAUCUCAGAUAAUGAACAAGCUCGAGGCUGGAUUGAGCUCGAAUAUCUCUUCCACAUGUAGGAAGGUAUCAGAAUCUGGAAUCAAUUCCAUGACAGCCUCUGACCAACUUUUAGAUGCUGUAGUUUCCAGAGGUCACUCUGCCAUCAAGCAGAGUUCAGAUGAUAGCACAUCUUGUAGGACAACAUUGACUAAAAUCAGUAGCUCCUCUGGACCGAUUAGCUCGAUUUAUCGACAGCCCAGUGCAUCCAAUCACUUGCAGAGGGGAGUUUUUAGCAUCCCCAAGUCGAUGGGUGAAGUAGGGACACCAGAUAAUAGUUCUUUCAUAUCUGGAUGUAGACGAAACGAUAUGGCAAAUUGUUCUCAAAGUUCUUCAGUAUAUGGAUCUCAAAUCAGUUCAUGGGUUGAACAGGGAGAUAACUUGAAGCGUGACAGUAGCGUGUCGACUGCCUAUUCUAAGAGGCCUGAUGAAGUGAAUAAAUCGAGUCGCAAAAGGCUUAAACCGGGAGAGAAUCCUAGACCAAGGCCGAAAGAUCGCCAGAUGAUACAAGAUCGUGUUAAGGAGUUGCGGGAGAUUGUCCCAAAUGGGGCAAAAUGUAGCAUAGAUGCAUUACUUGAAAGAACCAUCAAACAUAUGCUUUUCCUACAAAGUGUCACAAAGCAUGCUGACAAGUUAAAACAGACUGGAGAGUCUAAGAUCAUUAGCAAAGAAGGUGGACUUUUUUUAAAAGACAACUUUGAGGGCGGGGCGACGUGGGCGUUUGAGGUUGGUUCACAAACUAUGGUCUGCCCUAUCGUAGUCGAGGAUUUGAAUCCGCCACGUCAGAUGCUUGUGGAGAUGCUUUGUGAAGAGAGGGGUUUCUUUUUGGAAAUUGCUGAUUUGAUCCGUGGAAUGGGCUUGACCAUACUGAAAGGAGUAAUGGAGGCACGGGACGACAAGAUAUGGGCGCGGUUUGCUGUUGAGGCUAACCGGGAUGUGACUCGGAUGGAGAUCUUCAUGUCGCUCGUUCACCUGUUGGAGCAGACACUGAAAGGCAACAACGUAUCGAUGGCAAACGCGAUAGAUAACAGCCAUAUGAUCGUUCACAACUCCUUCCCUCAGCCAACCCCGAUCCCUGCAACCGGCAGGCCCAGUAGCUUGCAGUGAAGCAGCUGCCUACUAUACAACUUCUCAUGGGGAUGUUGAGAGCGAGCCUCGGUAUCGAUAUUGCUUGCUAUGACUAACAUGUUUCCAGUCCCAAGAUCUCUGGUUGUUCUAACUCUUUAUUUCUCAGCAGUUUAUUAUAAAACUAGAGAUGUAAUUUGCAACAAGUCAGUAUUAGAGGGGGAAGAUUUGUUUAGUGUAUUUUAGGAGUGUGUUAUUCUCUAUGAAUGUAUAACUGUUUUGAUGAAAUUGAGGCUGCUGCUGUUCUCUCUAUUUCAAGCCAUUCAGCCAUUUGAAACAUAUUCACUGUAUAAGAUCAUAAAUUAUGUUUUCGUUUCA